GUCAAUUUUCCCAAACAACGAACUCUCUCUCUCUCUCUAAACUCGCUCCCUCUCUCUCCUCUCUCUCUCUGUUCUUCCUGCCUUCGAGGACCGGAGGCUCGCCGCGACCACACGAGUGGCCUUUUGCUUUCAGCUCAAUCUCAUGAGUGUACUUAUCAUCUUGGAAACAAGGACAGCUGACUUAUUGAGUUGGUUUAAUUUAUUUUAUAAGCCAUAGAUGAAGUGAGCUCUUCCCCAAACCCGCUGGUGGCUGCCGCUUGUUUCGUUCAUAAUUAAUUAAUAAUAAUAUAAUUAAUUAAUUAUAGUAAGAGAAGAAUAAAAGGAUCUGGAUCUGGUGGAUCCCCUCGCCCUGGCGCCAGCCAUGUCAUCCGAUUCCUCCCCUACCACCGGAGCAGCACCGGAGGAUCUCGCCGCCAAGGAGUGCCUGUUCUGCGAGAUGACGCGGCAGCACCAGCCGCAGUGCGUGCGGCGCCUCCCGAAGCGGAUCAUCCUGGUGCGCCACGGCGAGAGCCAGGGCAACCUCGACAUGUCCGCGUACACCACCACGCCGGACUACCGGAUCCCGCUCACGCCGCUCGGCGUCGACCAGGCGCGCGCCGCCGGCAGGGGCAUCCUCGACGUCGUGUCCUCCGGCGGGGCCAACUGGAAGGUGUACUUCUACGUGUCCCCCUACGAGCGGACGCGCGCCACGCUGCGGGAGAUCGGCGCCGCGUUCCCGCGCCACCGCGUGAUCGGUGCCCGCGAGGAGUGCCGCGUCCGGGAGCAGGACUUCGGAAACUUCCAGGUCGAGGAGCGGAUGCGCGCCAUCAAGGAGACCCGCGAACUCUUCGGCCGCUUCUUCUUCCGCUUCCCCGAGGGCGAGUCCGCCGCCGACGUCUUCGACCGCGUCGCCAGUUUCCUGGAGUCGCUGUGGAGGGACAUCGACAUGGGGAGGCUGGAGCAGGACGCGAGCUGCGAGACCAACCUGGUGAUCGUCUCCCAUGGCCUCACCUCGCGGGUGUUCCUCAUGAAAUGGUUCAAGUGGACGGUGGACCAAUUCGAGCACCUCAACAACUUCGACAACUGCGAGUUCCGCAUCAUGCAGCUGGGCCCCGCCGGCGAGUACAGCCUCCUCGUCCACCACACCAAGGAGGAGCUCCAGCGAUGGGGCCUCUCGCCGGAGAUGAUCGCUGACCAGCAGUGGCGUGCAUCCGCCAACCGCGGCAGCUGGGCCGACGAGUGCUCCUCCUUCCUCUCCACCUUCUUUGACCACUGGAACGAUGACGAAGAAGACAAUGACGGCAAUGAAAAUGGCAAUACCAACAAGCUGCUGGAGUAAUAAUCUUGCUUCUUGUUUGCUUGGUUCUUUCUCUAAUUAUACUUGAAGUUGAAAUUCUUUGGAAUUUGAUUUGAUUGAUCGCCACCGGGGCGAUGCAUUUGCUAAUUCUUUUCAGUUUAAUCUGUAGCCUGUUCGUACAUAGUUGCUAGCUAUUACAUUGAUAAAUACUAUAUAUGAUUUGGGGGAAAUGGAACAGAUCAAUUGAAUUGAGUCAAGUGCAGUGCAUCUGAGGAAUACAUUAAUUUUCAGGCCUUUUUUUUUCUGAAUUCCAUUCCUAUUACUUGAGUGUCAAAAGGGAUCAUUACACAUCUUCUGUAACUAAAAACAACCCCUUUUGUUGAUAAAGAUAGACAGGUCACAUCAAUUUCAGCUUUUGUUGGUAAUGGUAUAUGGGAUUUGGAAUUUCAUUGUAAAUUCUGUAUUUGCCAAAAAUUGA
This is a messenger RNA of Oryza brachyantha (malo sina), 1754 nucleotides long. Its product is annotated as phosphoglycerate mutase-like protein AT74H. Gene Ontology annotation, molecular function: phosphatase activity. The transcript is spliced from 4 exons. Bases 362 to 1318 code for a protein of 318 amino acids. The record is from RefSeq and is a predicted model, not a curated record. Lineage: Eukaryota; Viridiplantae; Streptophyta; Magnoliopsida; Poales; Poaceae.